Messenger RNA from Malassezia pachydermatis, 711 nucleotides. RefSeq names its product transferase like protein. The coding region runs from base 1 to 711 and encodes 236 amino acids. NCBI's taxonomy places the organism in Eukaryota, Fungi, Basidiomycota, Malasseziomycetes, Malasseziales, Malasseziaceae. The transcript is spliced from 3 exons. The record is from RefSeq and is a predicted model, not a curated record.
AUGAGUGUCUCCAAAUCGGUUUUGGCCAAGCUCUCCACGUUUUCGUCAUGCGAAGUAGCCGAUGCGCUGAUCAAACUCAAGCUGCCGCAUGGUGGAUUUCUGCCGGGCAUUGACAUGUACUCGCCUACGCACAUGUCAGGUUCGACGUCGAUCUGCGGUCCAGCCUUUACGGUGAAGAUGGUGUUGCAGAGCGAUACAGAGGCGCCUAAGCCAGCCAAGCACUUUGUCGAUGCGGCGGAGCCUGGCUCUGUGAUGCUUGUCUCAUCGCCCGCGACGACGCGCUCGGCCGUCUGGGGUGGUCUGAUGACGGCGCGAGCCCAGAGCCUGGGUGUGCAGGGUGUUGUACUGGAUGGACGAUGCCGUGACUUGAGUGAGCACCGCGAGAGCAAGUUCCCUGUGUUUGCGCGAGGCCAUUCGAUUCUGGGCCAAUCACCCUUCACUCGUCCCAGCGAGCUGCAGGUGCCGUUGGAGAUUGCGGAUCCAACGGUCGGCACAGAUGCCGAUGGCGAGCCCACGUUCCCGCCUGUGACAGUGUACCCUGGCGACAUCCUCCUUGCCGAUGUGGAUGGCGUGGUGAGUGUGCCCAAGGACCUCGCUGAGCAAGUCGUUGCGUUGGCGACGGAAGGCCGUCGUGUUGAUGGACUAUGUAUGGACGACUUGCGUGCGGGCAAAGGCAUCAAGGAGACAUUUGCAUUGCACCGCGGAAAGUAG